UCACUCACAUUUGACAGAUUCUAACUAGAUUUGUUUUUGCAAUUUGUGCAUUUAUUUUGUGUGUGCAUUGUCGUUUCGGUGAAUAAUUCGAUAAAAUCCAUGUAGUGCGCUGCAAAAUGUCUCUCGGCAAGUUUGAGAACGUUGGUGCGUUUGUGAGAGACUGUAGAAAUGGUACUUUGCUUUAUGACGAAGCGUGUUUGGAAGUGAUCACGAGUGAGACAGUUACUUUCUGGAGCCAGUAUGAGGAAUGUGAAGGAUGCAAGUUGGUGCUAACGAAGACUUUGGAGACCACCGGAGAAAUAGUCUUGAAGACUUUGAGCCCUGUCCACUAUGCUGUGAAAAAUGGCAAUGGACAGAUAUGCAAUGGCACAUACCUCUUCGGGGAAUUCGGCCAAUACACGUUGAACCUGACAGAGGCGACGAAGGAGGAAUGUCUGCCGCGCAUGAAGGCGGAGCCCGACGCGGCGCACCUGCCCAUCCUGACGGCGGUCGUGGUGCUCCUCGCCAUGGCCACGCUCUGGUACAUCGUCAAGGGCAUCGGCAAGAGGCUGCUUACACAUAGCUUCGUCGCUAACUACUUCAACAGGGAGGACAACGAGCUGGGGUCUGAGACGCGCGUCUUAACAGCUGAAGUAUCCGCCCCGCGAGCACCCACGCGUUCCCGGUUGCGCUCCUUGGACAUCUUCCGUGGUUUCUGCAUCGCUCUCAUGAUCUUCGUGAACGCCGGCGGUGGUGGGUACGCGAUAUUCUCCCACUCGACAUGGAAUGGCAUAACUGUCGCGGACGUAGUGUUCCCGUGGUUCGCGUUCGCUAUGGGGGAGGCUCUCGUGCUGUCGCUCAACGCCCGCCUGCGGACCUCGUUGCCACGCACCACGGCUUUCUAUCAGGUCGCCCGUCGCGCGCUGCUGCUAGCUAUAAUCGGCAUCAUCCUGGGCGCCGUGAACGUGUCGUGGGCGCACGUGCGGCUGCCCGGCGUGCUGCAGCGGCUGGCCGCCAUGUACCUGGUGGUGGGCGCGCUCGAGUGCGUCUUCAUGCCCACCAGCCAGAACAUCACGCCCGGUCGUUCUCUGUUCCGUGACAUCGCGGCCGGUUGGAGGCAGUGGCUGGCUACAAUCGUGCUGGUGACCGUACAGGUAUGCGUGACGAUGCUGGUGGCGGCUCCGAACUGCCCCCGCGGCUAUGUGGGCCCCGGCGGCCUGCACAUGUCGGCCUAUGGACAGGAUCUGCGCGGAUGCACGGGCGGCAUAGCGGGAUACAUCGACAGGGUGGUCCUAGGUGCGUCGCACCUGUACAAGCGCGGCAGCUUCCGCAGCCUGUACGCAGCCACUGUGGCCUUCGACCCUGAGGGCCUGCUGGGCAUCCUCUCCGGGGUGCUGGUGGUGCAGGCCGGCGCGCACGCCACGAGGAUCAUGCUCGCUUAUAACCACGCCAGAGCCCGUAUAAUGCGUUGGGUGUUCUGGUCUAUCAUCUUCGGCGUGACCGGCGGAGCUCUGUGCCUGUUCUCAAAGAACGGGGGCCCGAUCCCGAUCAACAAGAACCUGUGGUCGCUGUCCUACUGCCUCGUGACGUCAUCAAUGGCACUAUUCAUACAAGCCGUGUUGUACUUCAUCGUCGAUCUGAAGAACAAGUGGGGAGGGCGCCCGCUCUACUACGCUGGUCAAAACGCGCUGUUCCUAUACAUCGGCAGCGAGCUCCUCAAGAAACACUUCCCGUUCUACUACUCGGUACCGGCGCCGACGCACGCGCAGCUGCUGGCGACACACGCGGCUACCAUGCUGCUAUGGCUCGCGGUCGGCGUCGCUUUGUACAAACGGCGGAUCUUCAUCACCCUCUAAAUGUAUGUUCUUCCGAAAUAUACAGGGUGUUGGUAACGCCGUACCGAAUGCUGAGGGAGUAGAUUCAGCUCAUAAUUCUGAGUUAAUAUCAAGUGGAAUUUCAUUUACUCAAGAUUUUAUUUCGUUCUUUUUUUUAAUUAUUUAAAUUCCAUACAUUGGGAUGGAAAAUUGCUCUUGAUAUCAACUCAGAAUCAUGGUCUGAAUCAUCCCUCAAAGUUUUCGUUACGGUGUCACUAACACCUUGUAUAGGACUGUUUACCUUCAGCCGCGGUCGUAACCUAAGUUUCGUAACUAGUUAUGAACUAGUGAAGACUUCCACAAGUUCCACUUCUAGCGAGCUUCCUCACGACGCGAUGCAAUUCAUGCGAUAUCCGAACAAAUGACGAUUUGAGAAUAGGGUCGUAAGUAGGGUUGCCAGGCCCUAAAAUACAAAGGCCGGACUCGGCGCUAUAUAAGGCCGGACAUUUUGCGAUAAAAGUUGGACAUGUUUUUUUAUAGACAAACUGUUUUUACAGCUGGGCGGAUGAAAAAUGGUGAAUGGCACCUGGCAACCCUAGUCGUAACACCGAAUAACCUUUUAAAAUUCAAACCUAUUAAGUUGUGUCUGGAAAUCAUGACGCGGCAGAAUCGAGAAGGCGAUAGCGUGCCUACGCAUGCGGUCGCUCUCUCUCGCUCUAGCAAAUGACGGUUCUGCGUAACAGAAAAGGAGGAGCAUAGGAAAGUGCUAUAAGCUGCCGCCAGAUGUGGUUCAACCCUUAAGGUUGAUGACAACCUAGUUGACUUUUUUAAAAUUAUCAAAGCGUAUCUAUUAAACUUUUACGAAAUAAUGAGUUCGACAUCUUCAAGAAAUUGUCAAACGUCUAUUACUGGCAAUCCAACCCUAAUAUCGUCGUGAGAAAGCAGCCUAACAAAACAUAAUGUUAGUAACUCAGUGACGUCGACGUUAUGUCCCUCUAGGAGGUCAGCUAUCCUACUUCCCGUUACGUACCAACGUCGAGGAGUAAAGGAGAGCGCGCAGACUCUCUGUCUCGCUUGUACUUACGCUAUAGGCGGCACUCGGUAACAAUCUGAUUUUAGACGGAGUGGAGUGUACAGUCAUGAGUAAUAUAAUGUACCCACUUCAGGACUCUGUCGUACGAACAUAUUUGUCAUUUAGUGAGACUUACAGUUCAAUUUGUCAAAAAAGUGAAUGUGACAUGGUACCAAAGUGUAUACAUAUUAAUGCUCGUGACCGUACUCGUAAGGGCGAGAAUAGUAGACAUAUAUAGAGCGUUUUCAUUUAAUAUAUUAUUUUUCCCAUAUACGCUGUCACUUUCUACUUUGUGUAGCAAUUUAUAAAAAUACUUCUCGUCAAGUUUUAUACAACGUCGUAAUUGGCGCUAAAUUACAUUGCGCUUUAAAGACAGUGAAAAUAAUACUAUUUUAAGUGAGGAAAUGUGAUAAAUGUUAGAAGACGCAAACGCGUUGCUUUGAAUGCCAAAUUAAAAUGAAAUGUCGUCUUUAGGACUAACAAAAAGAAUAAAUAGAAGACGUAUAGACACUCAGAGAAAUUUACAUAACAUGAUGUUAUUUCCCUUUGACAUAAAAAAAACUCACGACUAUGCCCCAAUGGGGGUAGUCAGAACUAAGUACUCACGCCUCACCGAACUUUCUAUUAGUUCAAGGUGACGUCAUUAGCUAUAUUUCUCUGUUCCUAUACAUCGGCCGCGGAGUUGUCCUUGGGCAUAGAAUAAGGAAUAAUACUACUUAGCAAGGUUUACCCCCCAUCCUCGUCUUCAAUUGUAUGGGCGUUAAUUAUAAUGAUAACAGCCUAUAGUCUAUACGUCUUAUAAUUAUUCUUAUGGAGUAACACAAACGACGGUAGCUCAUACAUAACUAUAAUUCGGAAAUUCGAUGGAAUAUUCACCUUAACUUGAUGGUAGUACUAUACUAUAAAAUUAUUAUCAUUUUAAAAAGUCAGGUAAGGCGGUGAAUUGUAAUAUCAACUCUAUAUUAUGUACUACCAUCAAGUUCGGGUAAAUAAUAAAUAUGUCACCCAAUUUCUGAUCUAUAGUCUUAAUAUCUAUAGUUUUAUUUUAUUUAUUUAUUUAUUUAAUAGACUUAUUUACUGAUAGUGUUGAUUAAAUUAGUCAGUUUUAAGAUUUUACUUUGAACUGAACUAUCAUAAUAUUUAUUUAUUUUAUUUAAUUAUACUAUAUUUUUUAUAUAUACUACAUAUUUCUCAAGGACAUAAGUCUCCCGCGAUCUUUCAGGCGUUUGUGUUACUCCAUUACGUAGACUGAUAAAUUGGUUACCUAUUGAUAAUGGUAGACUUUAUUAUAUGAUGGUUUAACUGUAAAAUCGGAUUAUAAUAUGUUUUUAAAGUUUGUAAGCCGUGUGGCAAUUUAGAUUUAUUAGAAAAGGACAACCAUGAAAACUAAAAUCCGAUUUAUAGUUGCAUCUCUUCCACACUCGAGGUGCGUUCAAAUAUCACGCGUAAUAUAAUAAAUUUAAAAACGAAAGGAAAUAUAAAAUUGCAGAAACCAAAAAUUUGCAUCUUUUGAACGCACCUCUUUAGCAUUGUAUUUUAAACUGUGUAUUAAAUACAUAAACGGGCUAUUCACUGGUCGAUAAAUAUAAUUAUCGCUAAUGAAUAUUCCGCGUUAUACUUUUUUAAUAUUGUUUUUCUUUGGUCAAGAUUUUUUAUGUUCGUGCAUUUUUAUAUACUACACGGUAGUAUAGAUUAUAUACUGUAUAUGAAAGUAGUGGAAAAUUCACACCGACCGAACAUUGCCGAAAGCGUCAUAUCGAAAUUGGUUUCGAUUUUUAUUUACAGUCAUUAUGUAUAACUGUAUUUCUUAGUUAUAAAAUUAAUAAAUAUAUCUACAACAAUACGUAUUAUGGUUGGGUGUGUGUCAUUUUUAACUUUCUAUCCCUUCCGUUUAGUGGGUUAGGGUGCUCCCACACCAAUCGAUCGAUGACAGUACAGAAGACUCGACUUCGUUCGUCGUUUUUUUUUCGUCCACGCGCCUUAUUUUCACUUUCCAGGCUACGUUCACCAAAAAACAAUAUAUGUAGAUGGCGUUGUACAGUUUUAACGCGAUAAUUACCAAUUUUUUCAUUACUCGGAUAAAUAAUUAUUCAAAAAUAUAUAAAAGUAAUUGUUGAUUGAUAUUUGGUUGACAUUGGUGCUAAUUCCUGUAAAUACCAUCUAAUUUUAUUUUAAGUUAUAUCUGUCAUUUUCUUAUCCGCCGAAAAGGAAAGGGACGGGUAAUCGACAAGCAUAAAAUUUAUGGAACACACGUCAAUUUUAAGGACAAAUGUAAAACAACCGUCUAAAAAUUUUACAUCAGUCAAUAACCCGACACAGGUAAGUAGACAGCACGUCAAACGGAUUGCAUACCAGCGAGAUACCUUUUUGAUUCGCCCGGGUUAUUCAUUCAUUUACUCAUUCUUCCUAAAAUUAAGAGCUGUGAAUCAUCCGUCCCUUUCCUUUUCGACGGAUAUGAAAAUGACGGAUAUAACUUAAAACAAAAUUAGGCGGUGUCUGCAGGAAUCGGGGCCAUUAUGUAGGUAUAGAAUUUUGUUGCUAUAGCUUUUGCUAUUGCUUCUCUUUAUUUUGACCAGAAUAAUGGGUGGGAGAUGUAAUUUUGCCUGAAUGUAAUAAAAAGAGUCAUCAUUUAUACCCAAAAACAAAGAUAAAAGAUGCAUAUCUCUGUUAUCCGUGAAAUUAGAAGGUUAAACGAAGAAAAACUGUACAGCGCCACCUAUAUUGUUUUUGAGGACGUAGCCUGGAAAGUUCCUCAUUGCUCGCCUUCUACUCGCGGGCGAAAAUGUAUACCUGUCUCAUCUUGCAAAUGACAAGCUCUGAUGUGCGGCGUGAAAUGGGUAUAUUAUAUAUUUUCGAACGUGAGAUGAAUCUGAUCGCUGACGUACGAUUGACGUCAAAUGUUCACUUCAUGAGCAUCGAUUGCAUUGUAUGGUACCACCCUAAAAAUACUCUCAUGUCGAACUGAAGUAAGAUUUUUUUUUUAUUUAUAACAAAUAUUAUUAUUCGCUACUUUAACUACUUUUAUAUCUAUGGGUUUACAUACAUAUUCAAAUAGUGAACGGGUCGUUUUUCUUUUUUAUAUAUCGGAUUUAACAUCUAUAAAAUUAUAAUAGGCUAGUUUCCAACUAGUCAAAUCAGUUACUUUUUACUAAACGUCAAAACACGAAAUUACUAUGGAAUUUGUAUGAAAAAGCACACUGUGACGUCAUACGAAACGUGAUAAAAUGUCGGACUUAUUAUUAUAUUUGUCUUGAUUAAAAUUCAUAAAUAAGUUAAAUAGAAAAAAGAAAAUGUAUUUCGUUAGUUUUAGAUCUGUCUUUAUUUAGUAAUCGGAAUUUCAUAAUUUAUCUUGAACCUAGUACACGACCGAAUUAUAACGGUAAUAAAUAUUUUAAAAUACCCAAUAAAGAUGUGCGUAUAGAGGACUAUUUAGUGUUUAUCUUUAUCUUGGUAACUUACUUUUCUUGCAGGGACAUUCCAAAAUACCCUUAAUUGGAUGUGUAUGUAACGCCCGAAUUUGUACUUUUUAGUAAGAUAUAACAACCUUAACACAUUACCAUUAAAACUCACUACAAAGUAACCUUUUAAAUAUAAAACGGUGUCGACUAUGGCGGGCCGAACUUAAUUUUAAUUUAAAGAGCUGUAAUACGACACGAUUACAAGGGUACCUGCGAAUAGGGUGCGCGCGACCCUAGUUUUUUUUAAUAUAAUAGGCUCGCACAGUAACUGUCAGUACUAUUCAGAGGCGGAGAACAGUAGUCAUAGUAUGGCUUUGUAAUAGACUAUUCUGGGCGCCAUCCCACUUGUGUCAGAGGACUGCGGGGCGGAAGGCAAGAGGGAGACCACUGCCCUUUUUUUCCCUAUAAAGUAGCAUGGAAAAUGCCACACGGCCAAGACCGUGGCUCUUAAAUUUAUGAUGAUGAUGUCCGGGAUGUGACACUACGUAACCCUACUUCCUACCUUAAGACUUAUUUACAAGACUUUAACUAUAACUAACCCUUGAUAUCGUAUCGUGUAUUCGUGUAAUAGGCAUUUUAGACAGGGUUAAAAAGGCCACAUCGAAACAAUUCAUCUAAUAAACCAAUAUUGCUAUUUGACACUUGUGUGCAUUGCGCAAUUAAUAUGCGCAAAUGACAAAUUGCAAUAUUGCUUCUUUAGAUGAACUGCUUCGAGGUGGAUUUUUUAACCCCACAGAACUAAUAAUGUUUAAUAUAGCUAUCUCUUUCCCACAUCAAGCGUAAAUGCAAGGCACUAUUUUGUUUUCAUUAAAUUUUAUCCACCUAAAUCGACACUAAUCCAAUAAUAGAUUAGAAGUAAUAAGUAUGUCAAAUAGAUCUUAUAAAUAUAUUAUUGCUCAUUUCACGUUGAUAGUUAACGAUUCAACUUUCUUUCGAAACUUUAAUUUAGUUCUCAGUUUCCAUCACAUAGAUACUUACAGGUUUUAUGUUUUGAAGUUAAAAAUCUCCAUAAAUUAACCUGGCCCCGCGGCACAGCAACCGCGCCGCUUGGCGCGACUUAUAUCGACGGUUUCUACCUAGAGACGCAGCGAAUGCUAUCUACGUAGAUAAACGCCGUAAAGCUAUUAUAUAAGCCCUCAAUAUAAUUCGUAUAUAUAAGCCCUCAAUAUAAUUCGUGCCGCGGGGGCUGAUUUAUUAGUCAAAUAUGGCCGACUUUAGUGCGUAGUAAACACUAUAGACGGCGACACUUAAGCUAAGCACUUUAGCCGCGGCGUAAGUGCAAUAUUACAUCUUGCAAUAUACUCUGAUUGUGAGAAUAUUGACGAAAAACCACGGACAGAAUUAGUUCCGGCAGUUUUAAAAAAAUAGACCUUAUAACUGCACUAUGAACUUAAUUUGCAUGAGACAUAUUCCGUCUACCAAAAACCAUGGUAUCCUCACAGUAUACUGACAAACAGCAUAUAUGACCCUACAAAUAACGGUCACAGUACAGUAAUAAUAAGGUCGAUAAGUCACUAUUAGCGAAGUAUUGCCAGAUGUAUUAUCGCAUAAGGGCGUAGAUAGUAUUGCGCGCUCAACUUACAGUGGUCAAGUAUUACAUUCGAUACGAAUAAGCUAAACCAGUCAAUAUGAUAAGAAAAUUGCAGGAAUUUGUUAUUCGAUGAAUUCAAUAGGUUGGUAAGUCAAUCACAAAAUCCUUAAGUUACUUACGCACUAGAAUCGGUUUCUUUAUAUAUUGUAUACUUGACAUAGGUUUUUAAUUUCACGUGAUGUAGGUAUUAUACGUUAUAUAAAUAAAUGAAAAGUUAUGUUGAA
This is a messenger RNA of Pectinophora gossypiella (pink bollworm), 8138 nucleotides long. RefSeq names its product heparan-alpha-glucosaminide N-acetyltransferase-like. Bases 117 to 1835 code for a protein of 572 amino acids. The record is from RefSeq and is a predicted model, not a curated record. Lineage: Eukaryota; Metazoa; Arthropoda; Insecta; Lepidoptera; Gelechiidae. The transcript has 10 exons.